Molecule: messenger RNA, 2868 nt
Organism: Oncorhynchus mykiss (rainbow trout)
Lineage: Eukaryota; Metazoa; Chordata; Actinopteri; Salmoniformes; Salmonidae
Product: RING_Ubox and Deltex_C domain-containing protein
Biological process (GO): Notch signaling pathway; protein ubiquitination
Source: RefSeq, a predicted model, not a curated record
UGCUGCCUAAAAUCUCUGUGCUCUCGUCUUCUUAUAUGGAGACUUAAUUUAGAGUCUUUCAUUCAGUGGCAGUCCUAGUGCAGGUGGCGUGUCUGUGAAUACUGCGCCGAUUCAAUUGCAGAGCCUCACUCUUAGUCGAGUACCGUAUCAUUAAUUUUAAGUUACUGAGAGCACCAUAUCAUUACCGGCCAGAAUAGAAAAAGUGUGUCACCAAAACAGCUGAUUUGCAUACAGAGAUCUGUCUCUCAGUGUUGCCAAUAUAGCGGGUUUAUCAGAUUUGUUCACUAAAAAAUAAAAAAUAAAUAAAAAAAACAUAGAUAAGGGAAACUCUCAUACAGAUCAUGAAAUAUAGUUUCGUGUGAUGUUUUGUUUGUGGGAUGCUGGUUUAUCCAAAUGACAUUCAAUUCUAGCCAAUCUAAUAUGCCAACUAUCUUUACCCGAAUUUAAAACAUGUGUAAGGCUAUGUGAUUUAGCAUUGUAGCGCAUCGACGAAAUAAUCAAUGAAAGCAAUGUUAAACAAAUAUGAUCCCAGUGUAAAUAGAAAUGAUGACGAUACCUGCUGUCACUUCUGUGGAGGACAGCACCAUCUCGCUUAAAGAGAAGUCUCUGUGAAGAGUGUAUAUACAGUGUUCUACUGUCCUCUAGCGGACGAAGAGAAGCGGAGCAGCUGAUCUGGGAUGAACACAAGAGAUCACUCCCCUUUAUCAAAACGAAACUAAAUGGUUGGACAGUUUAGGAUCGGUUUCAAAUUUGAAAAAUGCUGAAUGCGACUCAAGAAUAAAACGACGGACAUCGAUCAAAUAGAUUGCUACGGUAAAGACAAUAUAGCCUUGAUCAUUUGUUUCUAUAUACUGCAGAAGUAGAUUUAGCGAACCCCGGGAACAGGAAAGUUAGUUGGCUCUACCUCAUAGCAACGAAGGACGCACAACAACAUACUUGCACCAUGGCAAAUGCGUCAUUGAAAGAGGUAUUUUCAGAUGUCACUCUCACUGUAGAUCCUAACACUUUCAAAGAGCCCAACCAGGUGAAGUACCUUCUCACUGGAUGUGGUAACCGCGUUACAAGAACCUUGCACUACGAAGUGCGGGGAUCAUUUGAUGAAAUAGAGGACCUGUUUGUGAAGAUGUCAAGUCUAGACAGAUGUGCCGCCCCCAAUCUCAGAGACAGUCCUCUUCGUCACCGACAGCGUCCUCGGUCACCUAGUCCAGUGAAACCAGUGGCGAUAGUUGGAGCCGUUUGGGAUUUCAUCCAACAGAGAUGCUCAAAGGAGUUGAAGAGAAUCCAAGGGGAAGACGUCUUAAUUCGUAAACCUCGGGACAAAAUGGUGGUGACCUUUCAAAGCCACGGAAAAGACCCGGUUCGGGUUCAUUUCGCCAGAGAGCGCUUUGUCACGUUCUAUCAGAGACUCGCUACAGAUCUGAAAGUGAAGACUUACAGUUUGGAUCCACAAUACUACAAAAGCUUGCAGGGACAGUUUCCAGAACUUUUGAUUGAAGGAGGCCCCAGUAAAGACAAUAUUACAGUGACAGGGCGCUACAUGCAUAUUGUGAUGUUGGAGGAUUUUCUACGGCACGGUUCCAGUUCCCCUGUGACAUCACAACGACCCCUGACACCCCAGAGAGUUAGCCCCCGAGCCUCUGGUACUACACGCAACAAGCAAUCGGACGACAAAGAAUUAGAGUCAUGUCCGAUUUGUCUGGACACCAUUAAAGAGGACAGAAAGAAGACGUUGGCAUGUAAACACUCGUUCUGUAGAGGCUGUCUGGAGGAGGCGUUCAAGACCAAACCUGUCUGUCCAACAUGUGGGGCAGUCUAUGGGGAACUGAAGGGGACGCAGCCAAAGGGCGGGACUAUGGCUGUUACUAAGGAACGAUCUUCUUUGUCUGGAUAUGAGAAGUAUGGAACAAUCGUGAUUCAGUACCACAUUCCAAGUGGAAUACAGAAGGAGGAGCAUCCCAACCCAGGUCAGACUUACCAGGGUGCAUCCCGUACAGCGUAUCUCCCAGAUUCCUCGGAGGGCAGGAAUGUUCUGGCUCUCCUGAAGAGGGCCUUCGACCAGCGACUCACGUUCACUAUUGGCCGAUCUUCCACCACAGGCAUGGAAAACAUGGUCACGUGGAACGACAUCCACCAUAAAACCUCCAGGAGCGGAGGCACCAGUUGCUAUGGAUACCCUGACCCCGACUACCUGAGACGUCUACAGGAUGAACUGAAGGUCAAAGGAAUCUAUUGACAUGUCAUCUGCAUGUCACGCAACUACCGAUAUGCAAGAAUGAAGAAAGAGAGGUCACAAAUACAUGUGGUACACACAGCUUCAGGUUAACUCUUGUGAAAUGAAGAUGUUUUUUCUUGUUGGGGAAACGUAACAAAAUAAUGUCACUAAAACAGAAGGGGUACUUAACAGUCACUGAUAAUCAGAACAAAACAGGUUUUAGGAGGGGUUCUGAAAGACAGUCAUGGGCAUGGUGCUAACAACACCCACGGUGCUAACGACACCCACCGAGAUCUGCCCAAGAAGAGGCAAACAAAAGGCCACACACCAAACUUAAAAGACAGGAAACAAACCAAAAUGGUGAGCAAAACAAAAACAAAAAACCAGGGAAGAUCAGACAAAGGAAUGUUUGUCUAGAAAUCACACAGGGAUCGGCAACUAAAAGGUGUUAACCCUCCACUUCUGUGAAGACAACUAGAGCACUGGGCUAGCCACUCUUAAAUAUCACCGAAACCAACUUACCACUAACGAGAUGGUAACCAGCAUAAGUGUAACACAUACUAACGAGGUGCCCCCACUCAGUGUGCCCUACGUGCCAACGUGCUAAAAAAAAAAAAAACUUGACCAAAUUUUUAUUUGUAGGCUGUCACUCAAAA